AUCGCACCCGCGGCGCGUGGUGACUGCUACUAGCCCCGCGAGUCACGCUCGAGUACGGUCCACCGAGGGCGCGCGGAGCUUGCGGGACCAUGUCGUGGCUCUUCGGCAUCAAGGGCUCCAAGGGCGAAGGCACAGGGCCUCCGCUGCCCUUGCCGCCCGCUCAACCUGGGGCGGAGGGUGGUGGCGACCGUGGUGCAGGAGACCGGCCAUCGCCCAAGGACAAAUGGAGCAACUUCGACCCGACCGGCCUGGAGCGUGCGGCUAAAGCGGCGCGCGAGUUGGAGCACUCGCGCCAUGCCAAGGAUGCACUGAGUCUUGCACAGAUGCAGGAGCAGACACUGCAGCUGGAACAACAGUCCAAGCUCAAGGAAUAUGAAGCUGCUGUAGAGCAGCUGAAGACUGAACAGAUCCGUGUGCAAGCCGAGGAAAGGAGGAAAACCCUGAGCGAAGAGACACGGCAGCACCAGGCUAGGGCCCAGUACCAGGAUAAGCUAGCUCGACAACGCUAUGAGGACCAGCUGAAACAACAGCAACUACUGAAUGAAGAGAAUUUAAGGAAACAAGAGGAAUCUGUGCAGAAGCAGGAGGCCAUACGGCGAGCCACUGUGGAGCGUGAAAUGGAGCUGCGGCAUAAAAACGAGAUGUUGCGGGUAGAAGCUGAGGCCCGAGCACGGGCCAAGGCUGAUAGAGAGAAUGCAGACAUCAUCCGGGAACAGAUUCGACUCAAGGCUGCCGAGCACCGCCAGACCAUCUUGGAGUCUAUCAGGACAGCUGGCACCUUGUUUGGUGAAGGAUUCCGUGCCUUUGUGACAGACUGGGACAAAGUGACAGCUACGGUGGCUGGGUUGACACUAUUAGCUGUUGGAGUCUAUUCUGCCAAGAAUGCUACUUCUGUUGCUGGUCGGUACAUUGAGGCCCGAUUGGGAAAACCGUCCUUGGUGAGAGAGACCUCCCGAAUCUCAGUGCUGGAGGCAUUGAGACAUCCCAUCCAGGUCACCAGGCGACUGAUCAGCAGACCCCAGGAUGCAUUGGAGGGUGUCAUCCUCAGUCCUAGCCUGGAGGCACGGGUCCGAGAUAUUGCCAUCGCAACAAGAAAUACCAAGAAGAACAAAAGCCUAUAUAGGAACGUUCUGAUGUAUGGGCCACCGGGCACUGGCAAGACACUAUUUGCCAAGAAACUUGCACUGCAUUCAGGCAUGGACUACGCCAUCAUGACAGGCGGGGACGUGGCCCCUAUGGGGCGGGAGGGUGUGACUGCCAUGCACAAGGUCUUCGACUGGGCAAGCACCAGCCGACGAGGACUCCUGCUCUUUGUGGAUGAAGCAGAUGCCUUCCUCAGGAAGCGAGCGACAGAAAAGAUAAGUGAAGACCUCAGGGCUACUCUGAAUGCAUUCCUACACAGGACAGGACAACACAGUAGUAAGUUCAUGCUGGUCCUGGCCAGUAACCAGCCUGAGCAAUUUGAUUGGGCUAUCAAUGACCGCAUUGACGAGAUGGUCUGCUUUGCCCUGCCACAGCGGGAGGAGCGAGAGCGCCUGGUGAGAAUGUAUUUUGACAAGUAUGUCCUUAAGCCGGCCACAGAAGGAAAGCAGUUUGGAAGUUGCUGUUACCAUCUUCACCUACUUAGUAUGACAUGGCUUUCUCUUGUCUCCUUGCAUUCCUGCCCUGCCACUCCUCAAAGCUGCUCUGCAGCCGUGUGGAGACAGGGAGGAGCCACGCUCUGAUGAGGAGGCCUUGGUACAGGCCCUCACUGCUGUGUCUAGUUUACUUCCCAUACCUCCCAUCAGCAGCUGCUCUGCUUUCUGCUGUCUCCAGGGGCCCGAGCUCUAUGGCAUUCAGACUCCACGUCCUGACCUGAAUCCCUCCUGCUGCCUGUUGCCUUUUACUGUUCUGGAGAAAACAUGGCUUGGCCCUGCUGUUCCCUAUGGGCCCAUCCUCCACCCCUGCUGGUCAAGUCCCCUGCCUCCUGCUAGCCUCAUAUCCCCAGCCUCAGCUUAGGCAUGCAACCUCUAUUCAUGUUCCAUGUGUUUCUGUAGCUUUUGGUCAGAUGUUAUUGCUGGAAAUUUGGAUUGCAGGUCCCUUUACUGUUGUAUUCCUUACCUAGAAAUCUACUUGCUCUGUUAGAAUUCAUCAUUGGCUGAGCGUUUAACCAUACCCGUUCUUUGGGUACUGAAUAUGUAGUUGUAGGCUGGGCCUAGUAAGUAGGGGUGAAGGCAGAUUGGGAGAGUACAGCUCCAUCUGCCAACCCUGCUUGGCUCCCUCCUGGCAUCCCUGCAGGAAGGAAGGAAGGCUGAGGAUAUCCGGCAGAGUUUACCUCAUCCAACUCCAGCUGUGCAAAAAAGCCCACUCACUAAUGGUGUCCAGGUCAGGUGGAAGCAUCUGACAGAGUGUGAUCUUGGGCAGCCUUGCUCACAGUCUCCCCAGCCGCCUUUGUGUAGACAGCCAUGGAAGCCUAGACCCACUUGGGAAC
Molecule: messenger RNA, 2470 nt
Organism: Mastomys coucha (southern multimammate mouse)
Lineage: Eukaryota; Metazoa; Chordata; Mammalia; Rodentia; Muridae
Product: ATPase family AAA domain-containing protein 3
Exons: 15
Coding region: 90-1724 (544 amino acids)
Biological process (GO): mitochondrion organization
Cellular component (GO): mitochondrion
Molecular function (GO): ATP hydrolysis activity; zinc ion binding; ATP binding
Source: RefSeq, a predicted model, not a curated record